AUGCCGAAGUCUCCAGAGCUUAAUGACGGUGUAGAAAGUCGUGUAAGAAACCAGAUGGAAACCGCCUUGCCGAAGCCUCCAGAGCCUAGUGACAAUCAGCUAGAAGACUUCAAGAAUACCCAGCCGGAACGGAGGGUGUUAACAAUGUCUCAUGGUGCUCCGGUUUACAACAAAACUAAUGCGCUCACUGUUGGACCAAGAGGCCCAAUGCUCAUGCAAGAUGUUGUCUACCUGGACGAAAUGGGUCAUUUUGAUCGCGAACGAAUUCCGGAGAGAGUAGUUCAUGCCAAAGGAGGCGGGGCUCAUGGAGUGUUUGAAGUGACACACGAUAUCACAAAGUAUUGCAAGGCAGCCAUGUUCAGCGAGAUCGGCAAGAAAACACCAUGUUUCGUUCGUUUUUCAACAGUCGCCGGAGAGUCGGGAUCAGCAGAUACGGUUCGCGACCCACGUGGUUUUGCUGUGAAAUUCUACACUGAGGAAGGAAACUGGGAUCUGGUCGGCAACAAUACACCAAUUUUCUUUGUUCGUGAUCCACUCCAAUUCCCGGAAUUUAUCCAUGUCUUGAAGAGAAAUCCACAGACUCAUCUCAGAGAUAUGGACGCGUUGUGGGACUUUUGGAGUCUUCGACCUGAAUCUACACAUCAGAUCGAGGAACUCCCGAUGGUUUCCGCUUUAUGCACGGCUAUGGCUCCAAUACCUUCAAAGCUCGUCAAUGCGGAAGGAAAUCCGGUUUAUUGUAAAUUCCACUUCAGGGUGAUGACAUUCGAGCAAGCAGAGAACUGGCCGAUGAAUCCAUUCGACGUCACUAAAGUUUGGCCACAUGGCGAAUUCCCACUGAUCCCUGUGGGCAGAAUGACACUCAACAGAAACCCGAGAAAUUAUUUCGCUGAGGUAGAGCAAGCUGCCUUCUGUCCUGCCCAUGUGGUUCCUGGAGUCGAAUUCUCCCCAGACAAGAUGCUCCAAGGUCGAAUUUUCUCCUACAAAGAUACUCUCUUCCUAUCGUUUGGGUGCGAACUAUACCACUUGCCCAUCAACUGUCCCUACAGGGUCCGGCCCUACAACACCCUGAGGGACGGUGCUGCUUGCUACGAUAGUCAAGGGAACGCUCCAAAUUACUUCCCGAAUAGCUUCAAGGGUUUGAAGGAAUCUGGCAAAAGGAUGGAAAGCGUAUGGAGAGUAUCAGGAGACGUAAAUCGUUUCGAGUCCAUCGACGAAGAUAAUUUUGAGCAGCCACGGCAGUUCUGGGAAAAGGUGCUGGACGAAGGAGCACGAGAUCGGCUUGUAGAGAACGCUUUCGGGAUGAUGAAAAACUGCAAACCGUACAUACAGGAGCGUGUGAUUCAGAACUUCGGAAAUGUACACCCAGAUUUUGGCAACAAACUUCGAAAGAUGAUUGACGUGUACAAUUCCAUCAAGGUGAAACUGACUCAUUCGCCACUUUUGAUCAACCAGUCCAUUUUGGAUGUAAGGGGUGUCCGUUAA
Molecule: messenger RNA, 1482 nt
Organism: Cooperia oncophora
Lineage: Eukaryota; Metazoa; Nematoda; Chromadorea; Rhabditida; Trichostrongylidae
Source: the annotation of a GenBank genome assembly